AUGCCAUCACCACCAAAAAUUCAAUCGUUUUCCUCAAAUCAAAAUAUUUCUGAAGCUUUAUCAAAUAUGAUUGUGGAAUUAUCAAAAAAAUCAAUUGCCACUCGAGAAAGAUUUACUAUUGGCUUGUCGGGCGGUAGCCUACCGAAAAUUUUAUCACUAGAAUUAAAAAAUCGUAAAGACGAUAUUGAAUGGGAUAAAUGGCAAGUGUUUUUCUGUGAUGAAAGACUUGUGGCAUUAGAUCAUCCUGAUUCAAAUUAUUUACUCUGUAAAAAUGAAUUAUUUGAUCAUGUACCGAUUCCUAAUCAAAACAUACAUGUGAUCAAUGAAGAAAUGGUUCUGGAUAUUGAUAAAAUAGUCGCAGAAAUGGAAACAAGCUCCAUAGAUGAUGACAAUAAAAUCAAAAAUGAUACUACCGAAGAUGGAGAAUCAUCAUUUAACUCUAAAUUAGAUCAACUAAAACAAAAGCUAGAAGAACUUUUGACAGAAGAAGUUGAUGAUUACGAGAAACAAUUAAUUGAUGUGUUUGCCGGUCUCAACUCGGUGAAGUUUCCUGUAUUCGAUCUACUUUUGUUAGGCAUAGGUCCUGAUGGUCAUACCUGUUCGUUAUUUCCAAAUCGUCCACAACUUGAGGAAACGAGUCUUUGGGUAACUUAUAUUGAAGAUUCGCCAAAACCUCCACCUAGGCGUAUAACCUUCACUCUGCCUGUUAUCAACCAUGCACAUAAUGUCAUAUUUGUAGCAACCGGUAAGGGUAAACAAGAUAUUUUAUGUGAUAUAUUAAAAAAUACCAAUAAUAAAAAUUUACCUGCUACUUUUGUAAAACCUGUUAAUGGUAACUUAUAUUGGUUUUUGGAUGACGAGGCUUCUGCUAAACUUGUAUUAGAUAAUGUUUAG
This is a messenger RNA of Entrophospora candida, 894 nucleotides long. The record is from the annotation of a GenBank genome assembly. NCBI's taxonomy places the organism in Eukaryota, Fungi, Glomeromycota, Glomeromycetes, Entrophosporales, Entrophosporaceae.